AUGUCGACAGUCGAAGAAGAGCUGCCGACCACUAUUUCCGAGGAUUUUGGGUUCAAACCUCUGGGGGAAAUUGACCUUUUGCCAGGAUUUAACGAAAAUGUACCUUUCUCAAGGCUUCAUAACCUAGCCGUUUCCAAUCAGAGGGGUCUUUACGUUGCCGCAGGUGGUGGAAAGGUAGUUGCGGGCGAGUUGCAAAACCUGAGGGAUCAAAUUCUGCAGGAAACAGAUGGAAAGAGAACACUGGAGUUCCUUCUUGAAGUAAAGACGGAAAACGUUAUAUAUGUGGGUUUCCACGGGACCUCAGAUGCAGAGAUUAUUUGGAUUUCGAGAACAGGCAUUCUUCACAGGUUUGAUGUUGCAAAGAAAGAAACUACUCAAAGUUCGAUCAAUAAUGCAGAUCCCGAUGCAACGUCGAAAAUCGUGAAAGUUCAACAACUGCGCGGCUCUAGCAAGUCAUUUCUGGUCCUGUACAGUAGCAAAAACCUUUAUUCAGUCACCGAGUCCGGAGAUGCAACACUUGUAGCUGAAAAGGUUUGCGAUUUAGACGUGGGAAAAACCAAUUGGGCACUCUUUUCGCUUGACGGUACCAUCACAGUAUACCAUUUAGGUGGGACUAUUAUCGAGAAAACUAUUGAGCUGCCACAAGAUAUUCGAAAUGAAAUGGACGAGGAUGUACAACCGCUCUCUGUGUUAGCCCUUUCUCAAGCUCAGUUUGUCGUGGUUUUGGGCGAAGACGUACCGGAAUUCGACGAGGAUGCGGAGUACGAUCACAAAGUUUACGUGGUCAGCAACAAUGAAGAUACUGGUACAGCGUUUCAUGAAAGUUACGAUAUAGCGCCUGCCUUUAAGAGUGUAGUCAGGAACCCAACCUACUACAAGUACAUUCUGAAUGAUCUCAUACCAUCAAUUCCCAAUCUAUUCAUCAUCGCAUCUGCUACAUCGCCUGAAAUCACACUUCUAGAUGAAAAGGAAGUACUACAGCCCAAUCAAGAUAGCGAUCGCGCAGUUUUACCUAUAAAUCCGAAAACUGACAACGAUACAAACCCUAUAGGGCUAGCUGUUGAUCUCACAUCUUCUGAGCAAAUACCCGAGCCUUGUUCAGGUGUUGAUUUUGCUGUUAGACUGCCAUUGGUGUUCGUUCUGAAUAAUGAAGGACGUUUAUCUGUCUUCGCAUUAUUUCACAGCUCUGGAAUAAGAAGCAAACAAUUUUCAGCCAAACCUAGUGAAGAAAGCUGGGAACCUAUGUUCAAUGCUCACUCGCGCACAUCAUUUGAUUACGACAAAGAUCAAGCUAGUGAGUUGUCACCAAGCGCUGGUGAGACGACCUCGUUGACUGAAGGGAGCACAAGCGGCGAAGAGGAAGAAAUCAAGGUUUCCCGGUUAGGCGAUCAGCAAUCGGGUAAGCAACCUACUUCGACGUCCACAACCAGCACAUUUGGGCAAACUCCCUUUGGUCAGUCGCCAUUCAGUACGAAAGCUACUGCAUCAUUCGGACAAACCGAAUCAACCGGUUCGGCGUUCAAAUUCGGAAGCUCAAAUAAAGACGGCCCAUUUUCUGCGUUUGGUAAACUGCCAUCCCCAUUUGGUGAAAAGAAGAGCUCAGCUUUCGGCCCUCCAGAUUUCUCUUUGAAGGAAAAGGAAUCACCCGAGAGCAAGUCUAACGCUAAGAAGGUCCAAGAUAAUGCACCAAAUUCGAGUUUCUCCACACCAACUUUCGGAACGUCUACCUUCGGGCGUCCUGAUCUCGGCUCCAAGCAUAUAAGCGAGCAAAAUCCCUUUAGCAAACCGUUUUUCUCUCCACCAUCUGAUACUGCUUCCCCAUUUAAGAAUGCUUUAAGCAAUACGAAUAAGGGUGUUGGCGAAGAUUCGAGUAAGAAAUCAGGAUUUGGAAGCGGAUUUGCUUCGUUUGCUACAUCAGGAUCUCCAUUCGCCAGUGUGGGUAAAAGCUCAUCUCCCUUCGGCACUCCUAGUUUUCCGUCUCAGUCAGCAGGAGCGACGGACUUAAGUCAGAAGCCGUCUUCAUUCGGAGCCCCGAACUUUUCAUCCGGUUCAACGCAGUCGCCCUUCGCUCAGCUGAAGUCCCCAUUUGACAAGAAUGCUCCAAGUGCUAGUCCAUUUGCAUCGCUACAACUUCCAGUACCGGAGGAUGUAGCCGAAUCAAAAGGCGAUGGUACGUUGGAUGAUGAAAACAGCACAGGCUUUAAUAAUGAAGCCAGUGAGGCGUCGAAUGUCAGCAGCAGCGUUUCUAGCGAAAGUGAGGAUAGCGUUUCUGAAGAUUCCGAUCCAAAUGCAAAUGAGGUGGCAGGUUCUACUGCUGCAGAGAGCGGCGAAGAAAACAAGCCAUCAACUGGUGAACAAGCAUCUGAUUUCAGUACCUUAACCGAGAGAAUAAAAAAAGUCGCAAAUGCUAGAUCUGAAACCAUCCAUGAACCUACGAGUCACGAAGACGCGAAGCCUUCUAAUCAUUUAAGUGCGCCUACUUCCGCGUUUUCAAAAUACACCGCGACUUUGAGCAGAGGCGCUACUCCUGACUUUUCCUUUGCCAAUAUAGCGAAGAACCGGUCCAGCUCAAGUGGUCAUGUUCAAACUUCUACGGGCAGCGAUUUUAAGGAAGAAAGUCAGGGUGCUACUGAGACAAGUGGACUUGAAUCCAAUGACAAUCGUGGAGCGUCUGCUACAAUCGGUCAUAAUAGUAAGGAGCUUGCUCAGAUGGCUCCAAGUGAAGUUAACGAAGAGCUUAAGUUGGAAGACUCUGGUGCUACAGAAUCCAUACUAAAGGAACCGGAUAUGGUUGAGGCUUCACAAGAACCACAAAUUGAAGAUAAAGAAGAAGAUAUGGAUGCAGAUCGAGGCCGUGAUCAAAAUGAAACACAAAUACCGGAUCACCCCAAGAAUACCGAAGAGGCUAUUAAUGAAAGCGAUCGCAAGACGAGCAUCAGCGAGGGAAACCCGGGAGAGACAACUAUACAGAAGAACGGAAAAGAGGACUCAAUUGUUACGUCAGAAGAAGAUUCUCCUGUCAAUGUUCCAGGGAGCGAAGCUAUUGCAAAAAAGUCAAGCACAAGCACGGAGAACGAAUCGUUUGAUGAGUUAGAAGACCUGGAAGAAGAGCUCGAUCAAAUUAAGAUUGGGAAAAAACAAAGUCGGAAGCCUUCAUCCAACGAUUCUACGACAGAGCCACAUAUAUGGAGUGUUGACGACAGUAUUCAGACCCAGCAAGUCGAAACAUCAAGCAAUGGAACACAGACAUAUUUUCAGGUUGACGAUGCCGCCGUCGUGACCGAUCCAGUUGGAUUGAGAGACUUUGAUGUUCAAAGCUUCGAAAAUGAUGAAGCGUAUCUAGCGCAGCAGUACAAACCUAAGCCCUUUGAGCCUUUCUAUACAGGUGCAGAAUUGACACCAGUACAACCCAGACAUACAAACGCGACGCUGAAUAGAAUCGAAGUCACCUUCCGGGUGGUCUCUGCAGAGAUUGAUGUUUUGGAAACCAAUAUGAAAAAUCUAAGACUACUUCUGAGCGAUCAAAGCUCAAAACCUUUCUCUAGAACGCGGGAAACACUCUAUCAGACAUACACGUGGCGCCUGGCAGAAGUUGGAGACCUAGACUUUAUCGUUGACGGUUUGCUCACUGAAGCACAAACGACAACUAGAACUACCGCUGCUCUUUCGUCUGGUACUCAGGAAUUGCUAGGGAAAGAUCUUGAUGAUUUGGAAAGAGGUCGUUUUUCUGCUAGACGCCAGUUCGAUCAAUUGCACGAAAUUCAUGAUGAAAGACAUUCUAAUGGGAGAGCACUGACGUUUAAACAGACACAGAUGCAGCAUAAGCUGAGAAGCAAAACUUUAGCUGCUCAGAAACGUGUUCAGGGUAUUGAGGAUACCCUGAGACUUCUGAAGUCUCAUUUUUCUAAAGACGACAUAACCAAGGCUCCAAUGGUUACGAGAAUGGUUAAGGGAAGUGAGAAGAGAGGGGAUCUUCUAGACGCUAUCCAAUCGCUUCGAAAAGAAGUAGCAGAAUUAAAGCUGAAGGACAAGGAUUUCUCUAAUCUUUCGGAUUCUGAGCGAACUCUUCAAACAGUACCAAUAAGUGAUUUGAAACUGAAAUUCGAUACGAAGAAACAACUCGGUGACUUCUUCAAAUGUAAAAACGCGAAUAUUACGUAA
Molecule: messenger RNA, 4161 nt
Organism: Lachancea lanzarotensis
Lineage: Eukaryota; Fungi; Ascomycota; Saccharomycetes; Saccharomycetales; Saccharomycetaceae
Gene: NUP159
Product: LALA0S04e09076g1_1
Exons: 1
Coding region: 1-4161 (1386 amino acids)
Molecular function (GO): protein binding
Source: RefSeq, a predicted model, not a curated record